This is a messenger RNA of Striga hermonthica, 531 nucleotides long. The record is from the annotation of a GenBank genome assembly. NCBI's taxonomy places the organism in Eukaryota, Viridiplantae, Streptophyta, Magnoliopsida, Lamiales, Orobanchaceae.
AUGAAGAAAUGGGCCGAUAAAAAGAGAAGGCCAAGAGAGUUCUCCCAAGGAGACUUAGUCCUUGUGAAGCUGUUGCCGCAACAAUUCAAAACCUUUCGAAGCUUACACAAGGGACUGAUACGAAAGUACGAGGGGCCGUACCCGGUGAGCAAGAAGAUAGGCAACGUAGCAUGUCGGGUCAACUUACCUCCAUCCCUUAAAAUCCAUCCUGUCUUCCACGUGAGCAUGUUAAAGCCGUAUAAAGGGGACGUGGAAGACCCAAGCCGAGGGUUAUCAUCAAGAGCACCGCCGAUCACCACCAAGUCAUUCGACAAGGAAGUAGAAGCGGUGCUCACAUCCGACAUAGUCCGGCGACGAGGGGUACCACCGAAGACACGAUACUUAAUCAAGUGGAAGGACCUCCCCGAGUCAGAAGCAUCAUGUGAAUUCGAGGAGGACCUAUUGCAAUUCCAAGAUACCCUCGAGCAGUACAAGGUGACGAGGACGUCGCCACAACAGGUGGGGGAGAAUGUAACGCCCCGCACCACUUGA